Molecule: messenger RNA, 3671 nt
Organism: Drosophila innubila
Lineage: Eukaryota; Metazoa; Arthropoda; Insecta; Diptera; Drosophilidae
Product: protein grainyhead-like
Exons: 12
Coding region: 293-2455 (720 amino acids)
Biological process (GO): regulation of transcription by RNA polymerase II
Cellular component (GO): nucleus
Molecular function (GO): DNA-binding transcription activator activity, RNA polymerase II-specific; RNA polymerase II cis-regulatory region sequence-specific DNA binding
Source: RefSeq, a predicted model, not a curated record
UGUGUGUGUGUUUUUGUGUGCAGAUCAAUCAAUGUAAAAUAGGCUGAACCAAUUGUUUGACAGCAUUCAAGUUGUAGCUUUAAGUUCAAGUCCAAGUCCAAGUCAAAAAUGCAAAACAAACACGAAAAUUUCACAGAUAUUGCGCGUGGAUGCCACCAGAAGUGAGGCACAAAUUAGCGAUAGUACAGCUGCAACAACAACUACAGCAACUGUAACAGAAGCAGCUGAAACCACAACUGCAACUGCAACUGCAACUGCAUCUAGUCCCGCCAGUUCCACAGCAGAUCUAGAGAUGUAUGCUACCACGGGCGGCACACAGAUUUAUCUACAGACCUCACAUCAGAACAGCACUGGCCCCACCCAACAGAGCUCGUUGCAAGCGCAGAGUCCCAGUCCGGGUCCGUACAUCACGACCGAUAGCUAUGGCAUGUAUACGGCCACCCGACUGCCUCCCGGUCCCCCGCCCACAACGACCUUCAUAACGGAGCCCUAUUAUCGGGAGUACUUUGCACCCGACGGCCAAGGUGGUUACGUUCCCGCUGGUACCGCUCGCAGUCUCUACGGCGAGGAUGUUUCUGUCUCGGCGGCGACGCAGGCGCAACCCGUUGGCGGUGUCUAUGAGGCGCGCUUUACAAGCAAUGCGCCCACCACAACCACAGUGCUUACCAGCAGUAAUGCACACCAUCACAGUCAACAACAACAACAGCAGCAGCAACAACAGCAACAGCAGCAGCAACAACAACAGCAAGAACAGUCGGUGAAAAACGGUGGUACACCUUUAUAUGCCAAAGCCAUAACGGCAGCGGGUCUCACUGUGGAUCUACCGAGUCCCGAUUCGGGCAUUGGCACGGAUGCCAUCACACCGCGGGAUCAGAAUCACAUACAGCAGUCCUUCGACUAUACGGAACUUUGCCAGCCGGGCACCCUGAUCGAUGCCAAUGGCAGCAGCAUACCCGUCUCGGUGAACAGCAUCCAACAGCGCACAGUGGUGCACGGCAGCCAGAAUAGUCCCACCACAUCACUGGUGGAUACCAGCACAAAUGGCUCGACUCGCUCGAGGCCCUGGCACGAUUUCGGCCGUCAAAACGAUGCUGAUAAAAUCCAAAUACCAAAAAUCUUCACAAAUGUGGGCUUUCGAUAUAAUCUGGAGAGUCCGAUUAGCUCGUCCCAGCGUCGUGAGGACGAUCGCAUCACCUACAUCAAUAAGGGGCAGUUCUAUGGCAUCACCCUGGAGUAUGUGCACGAUGCGGAAAAGCCAAUCAAGAAUACAACAGUUAAGAGUGUGAUCAUGUUAAUGUUUCGCGAGGAGAAGAGCCCCGAAGAUGAGAUAAAGGCCUGGCAAUUCUGGCACAGUCGUCAGCAUUCCGUAAAGCAAAGAAUCUUGGAUGCAGACACUAAGAACUCGGUUGGUCUCGUUGGCUGCAUUGAGGAAGUGUCGCACAAUGCCAUUGCCGUCUAUUGGAAUCCGCUCGAGAGCUCUGCCAAGAUCAACAUUGCCGUACAGUGUCUCAGCACGGAUUUCAGCAGUCAAAAAGGUGUCAAGGGUCUGCCGCUGCACGUACAAAUCGAUACAUUCGAGGAUCCGCGAGAUGCGACGGUCUUCCAUCGGGGCUACUGUCAGAUAAAGGUCUUCUGCGAUAAGGGUGCGGAACGCAAGACACGGGAUGAGGAGCGACGUGCGGCAAAGCGCAAGAUGACAGCAACUGGACGCAAGAAGCUGGAUGAGCUGUAUCAUCCGGUGACGGACCGUUCCGAGUUCUAUGGCAUGCAGGAUUUGGGAAAGCCGCCGGUGCUGUUCUCGCCCGCCGAGGAUAUUGAGAAGGUAACAACAACAACAGCGACAGUAACAACAAUUGCUAGUUGCAUGCCACAACAACAUGAACAAGAACCACAUUAUGAACAACAACAACUACAACUACACUCAAUUGCUUGUGCCCCACAGAGCUUCUAUGGCCACGAGACUGACUCGCCGGAACUGAAGGGCGCCUCACCAUUCUUGUUGCACGGCCAAAAGGUUGCCACGCCCACGCUCAAGUUUCACAAUCAUUUUCCGCCCGACAUGCAGACUGACAAGAAGGAUCAUAUAUUGGAUCAGAGUAUGUUAACCAGCACACCGAUGUCCGACUUUGGGCCACCGAUGAAACGUGGACGAAUGACGCCACCAACCACGGAGCGUGUCAUGUUGUAUGUGCGGCAGGAGAACGAGGAGGUCUACACGCCCCUUCAUGUGGUGCCGCCCACCACAAUUGGCCUGCUCAAUGCGAUUGAAAACAAAUACAAAAUCUCAACAACGAGCAUAAAUAACAUUUAUCGCACAAAUAAGAAGGGGAUUACGGCGAAAAUUGACGAUGAUAUGAUAUCAUUCUACUGCAACGAGGACAUUUUCUUGCUGGAGGUGCAACAAAUCGAGGAUGACCUGUACGAUGUCACGCUCACAGAGCUGCCCAAUCAGUAGUUGUUGCUCUCAAAUCUACACACAGCCCCCACACCCCCCAGACACACCCCCAAGACACACAAAUCUACACACACAAAAUGUGGACACAAUUUUGCUAACAAACAAGUUGUUUCAAUAAGCCAUUUUUUAUAUAUAUAUAUAAAACAUAAGUUAGAAUUAAAGAAUCGUAAUAUGAGUAUGUAUAUCGAUAAAAAAAAAAAAGAAGGAAGAAGAAGAAGAAAACUGAACAAAUCGAACAAUCGAAUCGGCACAGCAUCGAUAACAAUAUACCGUUAGCUGGCUGCAUGAUAUUUGUUUUUUGUUUGUUUAGUUAUUUUAGUAACAAUGAGAUUACAACAAUUCUUUAACAAAUUUCAAUGCUGUAAUUAAGUGAAAUUAUCAGAUACAUCAGAUAGAUAUAUCUAUAUAUAUAUAUUUCUUUAAUAAUUAUUAAGUAAAUUACAACAAGAAUAGAGUGCAAAAUGUCUGUCCAGUAAAACAUAAGUUCGCUUCUUUUAAACCCCCUCCUAGUAGACCAUAGGUCCCGCCCUCUUUAACUCUCUAUUCUCCCCCCAUCUUUCUCUAAAUAUAUAUAUAUAUUGUAACUGAUAAAUCAAGCUAAUAUAUUGUACUCGUCUUAAGUCAUCUUUUAUUAUUGUUAAAUAUAAAACCAACUACAAAAAUUGUAAUAUUUCAAAUUGUUCAUUUCAAUUUUAAUUGUUUGUUCUACGCCCAUGCCCACGUCCACGCCUACGCCCUAUUGCCCUUUGACCUUGUUGUUUGUGGCUAUAACCGUAUAUAUAAAUAUUUAAGAAUGUUGAAAUAUCUAGGAUCUCUGCUGAACAAAAAGAAAGGAAAGAAAGAACACAAACAAAUUAAUUAAUUUAUUAAUUAAUAUUCAAUGUUUGCUUCCGAAUGCCUAGAACAAAACGAGCAAAAGAUGAGAAAGAAAAAAUACUUGUAAUCAUAUAAAUAAAUAAAAUAUGAAAUGUUUAUGAAAUGCUAAAAACAACAGCACUUUAAAGUAAUUAAAUCUUAGUUUAUUAAGUCGCUCUGCAAUAAAACAUGUUGAUACAAAUCUUAAUUAAGUUCAUGUUAAGCUAAAAGAAAAACAAAAACUAAAAAUUGAAAAAAAAAACAAAACAAAACAAAACAAACCUAAACAAUUGUGUGCAUUUGUUGUAAAACAAAAAAAAUCUAUAAAAUAAUCAACGAAAUGAAAAUGGUUGAUACAAAA